Molecule: messenger RNA, 3434 nt
Organism: Eublepharis macularius
Lineage: Eukaryota; Metazoa; Chordata; Lepidosauria; Squamata; Eublepharidae
Gene: SLC5A6
Product: solute carrier family 5 member 6
Exons: 16
Coding region: 296-2227 (643 amino acids)
Biological process (GO): sodium ion transport; biotin transport; pantothenate transmembrane transport
Cellular component (GO): membrane
Molecular function (GO): sodium-dependent multivitamin transmembrane transporter activity
Source: RefSeq, a predicted model, not a curated record
UCAGCCACUGAUCUAUAUCUGGCGGUACAGCAGCGAGAGCGGUAGCUGCACGUGGAUGCCUCGUGGGGCAGUUUGUACCGGGACUGACGACUAACUCCUCUUGGUCAUGGCAGAGGAGAGAGAUUCCUGGAUGUUGCCCAUUUGUUUGGCACUUCCGUGAUGGGACGGAGUCAGUAUUGGCAGGGGCGGACUGAACGGCUGAAGCUCGUGCCUUGGUGAAAAUUCAGUGUAGUCAUCUUGCAGUAAUGAUCCAGUGAUGGAGAAGAUCCAGUGACCAGCACAAUCCGAUUCCUCAAUGAACAGCACUUUCCCAGGGGGUGACCACAACGGUGCCAUAGCAGAAAUGAAGUUUGGCGUAACAGACUAUGCCAUUUUUGUAUUACUGUUGGUGCUGUCGGCAGGCAUUGGACUCUUCUAUGCACUGAGUGGUGGGAAGCAGCGCACUGUUCAGGAGUUUCUGUUGGCCAACCGCAGCAUGACCUUCUUGCCCGUGGCACUCUCACUGCUUGCCACAUUCCAAUCUGCCGUGGCCAUCCUAGGUGUCCCUGCUGAGAUCUAUCGCUUUGGUACCGAGUACUGGUUCCUCGGCUGCUCAUACUUUCUGGGGCUCCUUAUCCCGGCUCAUAUCUUCAUCCCUAUCUUCUACCGCCUUCGCCUAACCAGCGCAUAUGAGUAUCUGGAGCUGCGCUUCAACAAGGUAGUGAGGAUAUGUGGAACAGCCACCUUCAUCUUCCAGAUGGUGAUCUACAUGGGUGUGGUGCUCUAUGCCCCAGCACUGGCACUCAACGCAGUGACUCAUUUUGACCUCUGGGUCGGAGUGCUCACCGUUGGUUUGGUCUGCAUCCUGUACACCACUCUGGGUGGUCUCAAAGCUGUGAUCUGGACAGAUGUGUUCCAAACAUUUGUCAUGUUUGCGGGACAAGUGGCCGUGAUCGUGGUCGGCACCAUCAAGGUGGGCGGCAUGGGUCGUGUCUGGCAGGUGGCAGCUGAGCACGGCAAAGUGUCGGGAAUUAACCUGAAUCCUGACCCUUAUGAACGUCACACCUUCUGGAGUCUGGCCUUCGGAGGUGUCUUCAUGAUGCUUUCUCUCUUUGGGGUGAACCAGGCCCAAGUCCAGCGGUACUUGAGUUCCCGCUCAGAGCGGCAGGCUGUGCUCUCCUGCUAUGUCGUGUUCCCCUGCCAGCAAAUCGUGCUCUGUCUUGGCUGUCUCACCGGUCUGGUCAUGUUCGCUUACUACCAGGAGCAUCCCUUGUCAGUGGAGCAGAGCAGUGCCUCGCCAGAUCAGAUGGUCCUCUACUUCGUUAUGGAUGUGCUGCACGAAAUGCCCGGCCUCCCUGGUCUCUUUGUGGCUUGCCUCUUCAGCGGCUCCCUCAGUACCAUAUCCUCGGCCUUCAGCUCGCUGGCAGCAGUGACGAUGGAGGACUUGAUCCGCCCUUACGUAGCCAACAUCCCUGAGAGACGUGCUACACUUUACUCCAAGUUGUUAGCUCUGGGCUAUGGACUCAUCUGUCUGGGCAUGGCUUACCUCUCGUCCAUGAUGGGUCCAGUGCUACAGGCUGCUUUCAGCAUCUUCGGCAUGGUAGGGGGACCACUCCUGGGACUCUUCUGCCUUGGCAUGUUCUUCCCAUGUGCCAACUCUGUGGGAGCUGUAGCUGGCUUGGUGGCUGGCCUAGCUAUGGCAUUCUGGAUCGGUAUUGGAAGCUUCAUCAACAACACACAGGCCCCGCCUCCUCUGCCCAAUGGAACCAGCAUCCUUCCACUUGAUGGGAACUUGACUACCGCCGUUAUGACAACCCUGCUGACCUCGGUGACAACCUCAGAGAAGCAGACAGGACUGAAGAAGUUCUACAACUUGUCAUACAUGUGGUACAGCGCACACAACUCCACCACUGUCAUUGUUGUGGGACUCCUGGUUAGCUUCCUCACAGGCCGCAUGCGUGGUGAAGCUGUAAACCCCCGCACGAUCUUCCCAGUGCUGCCACGCCUAUUUUGCUGCCUCCCUUCAAAGUACCGUGAUAAGCUGCGCUUUGGGGUCCGUGAAUGUUCAGAGGAUGGAAGGUGCUCAGAGCCAGUGUGUCUAGCCAUGGAGAAAACCAGCAACGGGAUGCUGAAUGGACUGCCAGAGGGCCUGCCUUCAGGGAGUGAAACAGGCGAAGUAGAGACAGGUGAAGGAUUUGCCCAGGCAGACAGGGCUCCCACCUACAUCCAGCGGGAGACGACCCUCUGAUCUGGGUAGAGCAAAGCACCUGGUAGUGAAGAGCGGCAAGGAUUUGUUCUCUUCCAGGAUGGAAGCCCUGGGGUGCCUCGCAAAAGAAAAGGUGCUGCUGUCCCCUUCCAAGUGCCAUCACGGCUUUCUCAUGCACUGGAAGUAAAUCUGCCCUGCAGCGCCCGAUGGGAGUGGAGUCAUCCCCUCGCACCCAGAUCCCAACCUGACUGUGGUACAUUCCCUCCCAAGGUUCAGUGCCGCUGUUCAUACCAUAUUGUGAAUGUACCCUGGGGAGAUGAGCAGACACUGCCCAACCCCAAAUUCCAAAGCACAAAAGGCCACGGCAGGGAAUCUCCAUGGCUUCGAGGUGCCUCCUUUUCCGCACCCGGCUCUCAGAACUCAGAUGUCUCCGGCCCACUCGUCCCUUGGGGAGUGUGGGCCUUGCCAAAGAAGUUACUUGAUCUUGUGGUGGGGCCACCUGCUACUGCUGCCCAAGCAACCCUGCAAGGGGCAACCUGAUGGGGCUACGGUUUCAUUCCACUUUCGCUUGGCAGGCACUACUGUGACAAGGUGCAGAAGCAAGCGUCCAGUAAUCCAUAUAUAGUGUCCUGGGAGUGCCUGGUUCAGAGCCAAACUCCUGCCAGAGUUGGGGGGAGGGCACAUUCUGGGAGCUCAAAACAUUCCUGCUUCCUUGGCUCUUGUCACCUAGGGCCAAGUCACACAAGGCCAUGAGUUGGGUCCAGCUUCUCCCAACCCAGCUCACGUUCCCCACAACCGGAUGUCUGCUGUGUUCAGUGCAUGUGCAGCCCCUCAGGAGGGCAAAUAAUGUUAUCCGAAGCCAUUUCAGCUUGGGGAAAUGGUAGGAGGGCACGCAAAGGCCCUUCUCUUGCCCUGUGGUCUCUAUCCAAAUUGAGGCCCUGCAGCACUUGGAAAAUAAGUUUUCCUUGCAGCUGCCAUCUGCUUGUGGAGAAUGCAAGUUGGGUCAGGAGCACCCCAACCCAAACCUCUUGUGUAGUUUAGCCCCCAAGUGCAAAUCCAGUUUCCCCUCCUAUUUGCAGGGGUUGGGUUGGCAGGGGACCUGGACUUUGGACCUUCCCCCUCAUUCUCUGUUUUUGUACCAUGCAUUUUCUUGUCUGUGAAAAGGUGUGUUAACAUCCUGGUCCUUGUUUCUUGUCUUUCUGAUGCUCAGCAACAAUUUUUGCUGCUGUUAGUAAAAACGAUUAUUGUU